CAUCCUCUCCUCUCGCUACUGCUGCAGGAGCAGCUCUGACAUAUUCUACCGUGACGAGAGCAUACUGCACCGGCGAGGAGGAGAAGAAGAAGGAGGCAGAGGAAGAGGAGGGAGGGGGGCAGGACAAGAAGAGGAGGACACAACUCACAAAAGUAGAGGAGGAGAAGAAGGAAGAGGAGCAGGGGAGACAUGUCAGACACACCUUUGCAGAGCAAUGGCACGGCCACAGCACCGAUGUCUUGUGAGGAGGCUCAGCUCCACAAAGAGAGGCUGCAGGCCUUGGCGGAGAAGCGAAAACGUCAAACAGAAAUUGAGGAGAAAAGAAGCAAACUUGAUGAGCUGGUGUUACAGCUGCAGCAUCUCAAGUCUAAAGCCAUGCGGGAGCGCUGGCUCCUUCAGGGGAUGGGAGCUGAUGAAGAGGAGGUCCGGCGGAAACAGCUGGAUCUGGAUGAAGAACAUGGGAGGAGGAUGGAAGACAUGAUACAGAGGCUGGAGUCUGAGAUCGGAACACUUGAGAGCGAGGAGUCCCAGAUUUCAGCCAAAGAGCAAGUUCUCCGAGAGCGUCUGAAGGAGACGGAGCGUUCCAUCGAAGACUUGCAAAAGAGUUUAAUGACCCAGGAUGGAGAAGCCCCCGGCUGCAUGUCCGGCCCGCUCUCAGACCCCGAGCACCUCAUCCUGGCCCGGACCAGCCCUCCUGCUCCCGGAGAGUUCGCCACACCAAGACCUGCACUGUUUGCUAUGGAGAUCAACGUGCAGCACGACCCUCAGACCGGGGAGCAGCGUGUCUUGUCCGCCAACCGGGUCAGCCCCGCAGACGCUGCGUCCCGUGGUGUCAAAGUCUAUGACGACGGCAGGAAGGUGGUCUAUGAGGUCACCUCCUCGGGAGGAGUGUCCACCACCACCACCACCAUGGAGAAUGGCUGGAGUUCUGCUCAGGUGGACCAGCUGAUCCAGCGAGCUGCCAGGCCUGGCCCGGGGGAAGAUGGCCGACGAGGUCAGGUGGUGGUGACCCCAGCUUCUCCAAAGGCGUACAUCUCACCAGCAGACACAGAUGAUCUGUCCCCUCCCUCUUGUGCGCCUCCAUCCAUCCCGUCAAGCCCACCGGCACAGGUGACCCUGCAGAGGGAGCCCAGACUUGGAAUGCUGCCGCCUGCCAUCACCACUCAGCCUGGAUCCUCAGUGCAGACGGGCUCAGACCAUGACGCCAUGCCUCAAGCCAGUUCCGAACACCCAGUGACCAUGGUGUUCCUGGGCUACCAGGACGUGGAGGACACGAGCGACAGUAGGCACCUGCUGGGAUUCGAAGGAGCAGUGAAGGCUGAGGUGGUCCUCAUCGACGAAGACGACGAAAAGUCCCUGCGGGAGAAGACGGUCACCGACGUCUCGCUCAUCGACGGCACAGCAGCCGACCUGGUGUCAGGGCGACCGGUGACAUCUGAGGGCGCCAGCACAGAACUGUCCUCUGAUGGCAGAGAGCCCGACAGCGCUUCCUCGCCCCCUCCGAAUCCUGAUGCCAACACAGCACCCCCUCCUGGUCUCACCCCCGACACAGGGCACAGGGUUGUUAUGACGACCGAAAAUGGACAUGAUGGAGCAACUAGACCCUGUUAUCCUGUCAUGAAACCCUGGCGAGCGUCGGAGGAUGUGAGUGACCCAGCACCAAAAGCCCUGAAGAGCGUCAGUUUCCAGGAAUCCGUCAGCUUUAUCUCUGACCAGCCAGUAAUCAUGGAAGUGGAGAGCCAGCAGAUGCAGCACAGCUUCAGUCAGGAGGAGGUGCAGGAGAUCUGCUACCUGGACCAGGUGUUGAAAGCGGCUUCAGAAUCACCCACCAAUGGCAACGCCUCACCGUCCGCACAAUCGAUCAGUGUGGUGGGCACGUCCCCGUCCGUGUGUGUGUCGGCCUCCCCUCCUGUCACUCACCAGUCCAUCACUGUGGAGGGACAGAAACAGUCCACCUUCUUCUACCAGGACGAGUCAGCAGGACAGACCAACGGUCACCUGCAGCCCGAGGAUUCAGGACGUAGCGGGGCGAGGUUUGAGCUGAGAGCAUUUCAGGAGGAAAGACGGCCUGCAAAACUGUUCACCCCAGGAGAGGAGCAGGUUGUCCGGGUCACCAGGAGACGAAACUCUGGGGAGGCACAGGAGCUGGAGCGUGAGCGCCUGGAACUGAUCAGAGAACAAGCAGUGAAGAAGAACCCAGGAAUCGCUCAGCGUUGGUGGAACCCCCCUCAAGAGGUCCCACUGGAGGAGCAGCUCGAUGCGGAGCAGCUGGAGUCUCUCAGGAAAUACCAGGAGAGGAAGCAGCAGAGGCAGAGCCACACUUAUGUAUAUGGACAGCCGCAAGUUUCAGGCCCUCCAACCGUGGUCACCUUUGACCCCAUGCUAACCAGGAAGGAAGACAUUGAGGACCAGCAAAUCGACUUCUCAUCCGCCAGGAAGCAGUUUCUGCAAAGUGAGUCGACCAAGCCUGCCGUGGCCCCACAGCUUUACUCCGCCAAACCCUUCUCCAAGUCCACCUCCAGGGGCACCGCUGAUAUCAUCGCAGACAGCACUGAGAGUCACGUGACUUGGUCAGAUGAAGGAAUAGGAGGAGAUUUUACCUGUGCGAGAGCUGUGAUGACAAUCCUGCCUGAUGAAGAUGAGGGAAAGAGUCACGAGCAGCUGGAGGAGUCGGACUCAGGACUGGAUGACUUAUCUGUCCGCUCACAGGACACGACUGUCUUCAGCUUGGAUAAUGUUUCAGACAGCGGGGCGUCUCUCCCUCCAACCCCACAGCCUACGACUCCGGUGUCACCGCCGACGCCUCAGCCCACAACCCCAAUAAACGGACAGAACGGCACUUCGGCAGAAGAGGAACUGGAUUACCAUGCAGGAGUGCUCGUCCAGAGCGCAAUCCAAAGUGCCCUGGUGUCACAGAACGGAGGCGAGUGGCAGUCGUCUCUGCCUGACCUGGAUUCUUUACGUCUUGGUUCCCCAGCCUCUGCUUCAACCAGCAGCCCAGUGCCAGUAGCUAGCUCUCCUCAGUCCUCUGAUGGAACUCCUCCACUCCAAUCUCCUGUGUCUUCAAGACCAUCCAUCCCAUCACCCCAGCCAGAGAAAGAAGACAUUAAACAAGAGAAGCCCAGAGAAUCACAGCCGAAUCCGUCGCCUCGCUCAUCUCAGCCUGCCGUGCCACCACAGAGACCCAAAGAAGGAGGUCCCAGGAUCAAAAUCCAGUCAUCUUACGCCAGGGCGCUUGCAUCUUCAGCGCCAACUCCAGCCCCAGCACCAGCACCAGCAGUUUCUGUACCCAGACCAACCCCAGUCUGCCGCCCACCUUCUCCCCCAAGCCCAGAAAAAAAUGAGUUCAGCUACUUCAGCAAGUACUCUGAGGCAGCCGAGCUGCGUAGCACGGCCACGGCCACAAAGGGUCCGGAGGUGGAGGCUUCCAGCGGUCCAUUCCGCCUGCGCUCCAAGAAGCAGAGGACCUUGUCCAUGAUCGAGGAAGAGAUCCGGGCGGCUCAGCAGAGAGAAGAAGAGCUGAAGAAACUGAGGGAAACCCUGCCAGCUGUUGCAGCUCGAACUAGCUUCCCCCCCAACAACGGCCAACCUGCCAUCAGGCCGGGGGUGAGGAAGACCACCAUCAACCCUGCCGAUAAGAUGAAGAGCAACAGUCUGCCAACAAGACUCACAAUGACGGCGAGGACAGCGCCAGGAAAAAUCGAGAAAGUUCGUCCCAUCCCACCAGUGUCCCCUUCUCACUCCGAAGGAGCUCUAUCUGACGCAGGUAGUGAGGACUCUGGGGGAUCAAGGCCCAAAAACUUCAUGCAAACCCUGAUGGAGGACUACGAGACACACAAGGUGAAGAGGCGAGAGAAGAUGGAGGACAACAGUUUUGCCCAGUUGUUGCUGGCUAGCGAGGCAACUACCGAGGUGCUGGAGGCGACUCGCGUUACCCGGAGGAAGAGUGACAUGGCAAUGAAGUGGGAGGCUGGUAUCUAUGCCAAUGAAGAUGAACAUCAAGAGGAAGAAGAAGAAGAAGAAGAAGAGUAAUUCUUUCCUCAAGAUAUGAGAAGAAGGAAAUAAAAACAGUAUUUAUUUACUUAUAGUGUUCUCAUGAUCACAUGACCCACUGGCUCGCCGAAGGUGCAGCGAUUUGGAUCUGAAGACAGAAGGAUGACAGUACGUAAGAUGAUGGCGUGAGAGAGACUGAAUUGUAAGUUAGAAUACAAUGGCCAAUUUUGCAAGUGACACUUUUGCUGGCGAGAAAGUCGUGUGAGAAGUAUUUAUGACUGGUUGACGCUGAAUGAUGACAUUCAUAGUGCUACACAUUUUAGAUUCGAAGGCUGUUUUCGGAAAAGCUUCAGCACAAGCGAGAGACAAAUUAUGAGUUCACGAUAUGAUUAGAAUGGAGCCUCAGUCAGGAAGUAGUUUUUAUGGUAUGUCGUGCACUUCAGUUCCACGUGAACAUUUAGCCACAGAUUAGCCUCGACGCUAACUACAGGUGCCACUUUAUGAUAAGAAACCAUAUGCAGGGUUUACGAUGGUGCAUGAUUUUGACUGUGUGUGACUGCUUUUAAGUUAACACACUUAAAAACGUUUUUUAAAAAUGACCAUUCAAAAAAAACAUUUUUUCAUUAGAUGUUUUCCUUUUAAUAGUCCUCAUUCAAUAACACAGAAUGUAUUUCACAGCUAAAUUUUAUUUUAUCCCUCUCAUUUUUUUGCUUAACUUUGCUGAAAAGUGUCAAAUGCUUUACAGAGUCAACAGCAUUUUUUUGUCUGAACUGAUGAGAGAAAGUCCCUGAUAAUACCUGAACACCCAGGUACAGCAAUGGCACUGCGACAAAUCUUUGCACGUGACCUUCAUAUGGAGUUUUUACUGUAAAGUGGUACAGCGUCUUACUUUGCCUUAGACUGAUUAUUGGAUGUUUGUCCACAUGACUACGUGAUACCAUUAGAAUGCGGUAAGUCAUAACAGCUAUUCGUCAGUGUCUUUCUGUGUGUGCGGCUGACCAGUGUGUCCAGUGUGUGUUGAUAAAAGGGCUGGGGCAUCUUUUAAAACCACGUUACAAUGGCUGAUGUGGUCGCUCACCCACGCACACACGUGUAUUAUACGAAGUUAGAACUGUGUAUUUGACCUAUGAGUGCGGAGAUUUGUGCUAAAGCCGAGGAUAAAGUCUGAGGAAAAAGCUUUUUUUAUACUGAUAAGCCAGACCAGGAUGUUGUUAUUCACAGUGUGUAUUUAAGAGUGAUGUGUCUUAUUUGUCUGACUAUGAGGCUAAUGUCAUACAGAAGCUUGUAUUUUUCUUUUACAACCAUUUUGAUAAGUGCGUGUCGUUGGCCUUGGAUGGUGAUGGUGAGCUGCUUAAAUGGAGCAACAAAUGAAACACAAUCACGGUGGAAUUUUCGGGGACAGAGUGAUGUCAAGAACCACUUUCACUCACAUGUACUGGAGCGCCUUCCUUCUACAAAAGAUUCAUUUUCAGAAAAAAAAGAGGUCAAAACGUUUUUAUGUUGAACCAAAGACUUCAGCCUGUUAGUGUCUUGUCCAAAAUUUCACCCCAAAUCCUGCAUUUCUGUCAUUCUCAUUGCCUGAAAUCUCAAAAAUGUCAGUUAACUCACAC
Synchiropus splendidus (mandarinfish) is the source of this 5603-nucleotide messenger RNA. RefSeq names its product A-kinase anchor protein 2. Bases 190 to 4032 code for a protein of 1280 amino acids. Gene Ontology annotation, biological process: regulation of cell shape. The transcript has 17 exons. Gene Ontology annotation, cellular component: membrane. The record is from RefSeq and is a predicted model, not a curated record. NCBI's taxonomy places the organism in Eukaryota, Metazoa, Chordata, Actinopteri, Syngnathiformes, Callionymidae.